GCAGUGGCGGCCGGUUGUCCAUCCGCUCAGGGGCACAUGCUUCCAGCUCUGUGUAAACUUUAACCAGAGCGUAGUUUGAAACGACCUGCUCCUAAUCUCUGCUCCUUUGGAGGAGCUCUGCAGAGACCGCUGCAACAGGAAUGUCUCUCCAGACACCGUCACCCUGAGGGGGGGUUGAAAGUCUCGCUUUAGGGCCAAACUGUCGGCAGUGUCAACAACGGGGCCGAGUGAAGCUGCCCUUAAUGCAUCAAGCCAGCCAGACACUAGCUGUGGGAGAGAGGCCAUAGCACCUUUCCUGACAAACGAAGAAGCCAGGCUCAUGGCCGAGAGCGCACUAGGUGCCAAGAGGAGCCCGUUCCAGUACGUCCUGUGUGCAGCCACCUCGCCGGCUGUGAAGCAGCAGGAGGAGACGCUCACUUAUCUCAACCAAGGUCAGUCCUACGAAAUCCGUUUGCUUAACAGAAAACUAGUGGAGUAUACAGAUAUAAGCAGCAAAUAUGUGAAGAGCAUCGUGCGCGUGGUGUUCCAUGACCGUCGGCUGCAGUAUAUGGAGCACCAGCAGCUGGAGGGGUGGAGGUGGAACAGGCCCGGAGACCGAAUCCUGGAUAUAGAUGUCCCACUGUCAGUGGGGAUACUGGAGCCUCGCUCGCACGCUCUGCAGCUCAACACCGUUGAGUUCCUCUGGGAUCCCGCCAAGAACGCUUCGGCUUUCAUCCAGGUCAACUGCAUCAGCACGGAGUUCACCCCCAGGAAACACGGCGGGGAGAAGGGGGUUCCCUUUCGUAUCCAGGUGGACACGUUCACCACCAACCAGCAGGGGGAGUACAUGGAGCACGUCCAUUCGUCCAGCUGCCAGAUCAGAGUCUUCAAGCCGAAAGGAGCCGAUCGCAAGCUGAAGACCGACCGGGAAAAGAUGGAUAAGAAGACACUUCAGGACAGAGAAAAGUAUCACCUGUGCCACGAGACCACGCCGCUCAAAGAGGUGAGGCAGUGUUCCCCUUGGCCCGACGCCUUGCACCUCACCACCCACAGCAGCUGCAGCACUCCAUCGCCAGUUUACCACAGCUCCCCAACGUCCUGUAGCUUCACAGACGGCGACUGUUCUCCGCACCAGCAGGGGGAGCUGCUCGUGCCCGGCCCCUCCGACCACCUCCUGCCGUCGUGCUCGCCGCAGGGCACUCAGGAGUGGCUGCACCGCCACAGGUUCUCGUCUUUCUCCAGAGUCUUCACCAGCUUCUCAGGUGCCGAUCUGUUGAGGAUGAGCAGGGACGAUCUGAUUCAGAUAUGUGGCCCGGCGGACGGCAUCCGCCUCUUCAACACCAUGAAAGGAAGAUGCAUACAGCCCCGCCUCACCAUCUACGUGUGCCUGCAGCAGGCGGGGAGUCCACCUCCCACCAAGCCCGGAGGAGGAGACAUCUACCUCGCUCUGUACCUGGAGGAGCUGACGCUGCUGGACCUGUCCGAGAAGAUCUCGCUGCUGUACAGCAUCGCUCCGCGGCAGAUCACGCACAUCUACAGACGAAAGCCGAACGGGAUCCACGUCCUAGUCUCUGACGAGAUGGUGCAGAACUUCGGGGAGGAGACAAGCUUCAUCAUCAGCACCAUAAGGGAUGAAAACACUGACGGCUUCCACGUUGUGUUGAAAUGACCGGCGGGAACUCAGGAGGUUGUUCCACCGGUGGAAUUGUACAGACUGUAUAUAAAUCCUUCUAGAAUACAAGACGGGGGCGUUCACAGUACAGGAAAAGUGCGGUUGAGCUCGUAGUUUUACUGUUAAUUCUGUGUGUGGUUCAUUUCCUUGUGUCGUUUGUAUUCUGGUCAAGUUACUGACUCGUGUUGUAAUUCGCGGCACAGUGGUGGUAACGUGUGCUUACAGUUUGUCCUUCAACAGCUUCGAAUGCAAGUGAAUCACUUCCGUGAUCUUAGAUGAAAAGUUAAUGUCGCACGUCAUCGUACAUGCAAAUUGAAAAAAGACAAAUGAACAAAAGUGUUUUGACUGCUGUGUCCCUGCUCUGAUCGUGUCCUGACAUGUUCCACAUGGCGGGUCGGCUUCUGUCGCCAUGAGGCUGAACGUUUCUCUGGAUGAAAUUGUAAUGCAACAUUUUAAAACAGUUCAGACGUCUCAGCUCGCAAGGCCGCCCGGCUGAGCAUUGAAGUCGACAGGUGUGAACGGGAGCAUGGGGCUGGCUGCUGCGGUUCGGAGCGGUGAUUUGGACUUGUGCAUUUGUGGCCAAAAUAAAGUAUUUUGCACUGUU
Scophthalmus maximus (turbot) is the source of this 2255-nucleotide messenger RNA. It is a transcript of the gene tfcp2l1, whose product is annotated as transcription factor CP2-like 1. Gene Ontology annotation, cellular component: nucleus. The record is from RefSeq and is a predicted model, not a curated record. Gene Ontology annotation, molecular function: DNA-binding transcription activator activity, RNA polymerase II-specific; RNA polymerase II cis-regulatory region sequence-specific DNA binding. Gene Ontology annotation, biological process: regulation of transcription by RNA polymerase II. NCBI's taxonomy places the organism in Eukaryota, Metazoa, Chordata, Actinopteri, Pleuronectiformes, Scophthalmidae. Bases 320 to 1648 code for a protein of 442 amino acids. The transcript is spliced from 16 exons.